Molecule: messenger RNA, 552 nt
Organism: Anopheles cruzii
Lineage: Eukaryota; Metazoa; Arthropoda; Insecta; Diptera; Culicidae
Exons: 3
Coding region: 60-482 (140 amino acids)
Source: RefSeq, a predicted model, not a curated record
UUCGGUCAAAACAUUACGCCGAAAUCGUAUCCUUCAAUUCGAACACGAAGCAUUUCAUCAUGAAGUUUGAACGGGCGGUUGUCUUCUGCAUAGCACUGGGGACCCUCGGAUCGUUGGCUUAUGGAGAAGAGGCAAAGACAUUCCCUGGUGCCUCAGUAAUCCUUCCCGCCGUGUUGCCGAUCAUCGGUACAAUCAUUCCCGCCCUUCUUCCAGGCGGACCUCCCCCACCGUCGCUGCCGGGGGUUUCCGUUUCCCAUGCGACGUCUGUGGCCACGUCGGGCAGCAAUGGACCCAUCGCUAUCAGCCAUAGCGGUUCGGUCUCGACCAGUGGGAACACAAAUGCUGGUGCUACUGCCACCACCGGGUCUUCGCUGAGCGCUCAGAGCAGUUCCGGGACGAGCAAGAAAUCCGUCACUACCUCCCCAAUCCCUGGAAUACUGAUGAGCAGAAGGUGGCGCAAAUUUUUCCAAAACCUCGGUUGACAUCAGCAGAAUCCAUGCAUCUGUCUCAAGCGAAUUCGCGCCCCAUGUUCUUUCAAAAUAAAUGAUUGGA